AUGGACGUGUUCGAGAUCGAGUCGGAGGCCUCUAAGGCGCGCGAGGCCGCCGCAGCCGCGUCCGCUGCGUCAGCGGAAGCCGCCGCGGCUGUGGAGCGCGUGGAGGUGGUGGAGGCGGGGGACGCGACGCCAGCUGCCGGACUGCACGACCACUUCAAGCCGCUGAAGCAGCUUCCCGCGCAGCAGCGCCAACAGGAGCUGCGCAAGGACAUCCACUUCGUGAGUGCGGGGCACUGGAGGCAUGGGGAAGGGGAGGGGGGAAGUAGGGGGAGAGGGGUGCAGCGCCAACAGGAGCUGCACAAGGACAUUCACUUCGUGGAGCACACAUGGCCGGUGCAUCAACUCUGCUUGCAUUUCCGCACCAACGCCACCAAGGGCCUAACGGACACGCAGGUGCAGCGGAACCGCACGCGGUACGGGGAGAACAAGCUGACGCCGGGGUACGUGACGCCGUGGUGGCUCAAGUACCUGCAGCAAUACACCAACUUCUUCUCGCUGCUCCUCAUCGCCGCCGCCGCGCUCUGCUUCAUCGCCUACGUCAUCGACGAGAAUGACGUCAAGGAAAACCUAUACCUGGGCAUAGUUCUCCUGGUGGUGGUGGUGGUGACGGCGACGUUCACGUUCAUGCAGGAGCACAAGAGCGCGCACAUCAUGGAGGGCUUCCGCGCGCUCAUCCCCGCCAACUGCCACGUCAUCCGCAACGGCGAGUCCAUGAUGAUCGACGCGACGGCGCUCGUGCCCGGCGACCUCGUGGAGCUGAACGACGGGGACAAGGUCCCCGCGGAUAUCCGCAUCAUCUCCGCCAGCGACCUCACUGUGGACAACAGUGCGCUGACGGGAGAGAGCGAGGCGGUGGAGCGGGGGCCGCGGCUGGAGAAGGACGAGAGCGGCGAGCAGAUCUGGCAGCCGCUGGAGGCCGCCAACAUCGCCUUCUACGGCACCAUCGUGUGCAGCGGCACUGCCCGCGGGGUGGUCAUCGGCACCGGGGACAACACCGCCAUGGGGCAGAUUGCAGGCCUGGCGGUGCUGACAGAGAACAACGAGACGCCGCUCUCCAUAGAGCUAGCACAGUUUGUGAAGAUGAUUGGGCUACUCGCCGUCAUCAUGGGGCUCGUCUUCUUCGCCAUCGGCCUCUCCCUGGGCGACCCCUUCAUCCAGACCGUUGUCUUUGGCAUCGGAGUCAUCGUUGCCAACGUGCCCGAGGGGCUGCUGGCGGCUGUGACUGUGUCUCUGGCGCUUGCUGCCAAGCGCAUGCACAGAAGGAACGUGUUGGUGAAGAACCUGCAGAGCGUGGAGACGCUCGGGUCGUGCACCACGAUUGCGUCGGACAAGACGGGGACGCUCACGCAGAACCGCAUGACCGUCCAGCACUGCUGGUACGACCUGCGGGUGUUUGAGUGUCCGGCGGUGCACAACCGAGUGGAGUGGGAGGCGUUCAUGAAGAGCCCUGCAGCAUCUCUCGCGUACGAGCCGCAGUCCAUCACCUUCCAGAAGCUGCAGCUCAUCUGCACGCUCUGCAACAACGCCAACUUCCUCUCCACACAGGGCGAGGACAUGGCGAUCGAGAUGCGGCGCGCGGACUUUGACCUGCUGGGCGCGGCGUGCAGCGGGGACGCGUCGGAGCAGGGGCUGCUCAAGUUUGUGGAGCCGCUGCGCUCCGCGCGCGAGGUGCGAGACCUCUACGCCAAGCUCUUCGAGAUCAAGUUCUCCUCCACCAACAAGUGGCAGCUCUCCAUCCAUGUGCAAUCGGCGCAAGGCCGCCUUCCCCCAGUUCUAGUAAUGAAGGGCGCACCGGAGCGGGUGCUGGCGCGGUGCGCGUACAUAAUGGUGAACGGGCAGGUGUUUGACCUGAACAGCGAGAGCCGCAAGUACUUCCAGGACGCCGUAGAGCAGCUCGGGGGGUACGGCGAGCGCGUGCUCGGCAUGGCCUUCCGUGACCUCGAUGGCUUCGCCAAUGACUUCAUGUUCACGAACAAGCCCGAGCCCAACUUCCCGACGGACGGGCUGACGUUUGUGGGCAUGGUGGGCAUGCUAGACCCCCCGCGCGAGGGCGUGCCCGAGGCCGUGGCGCAGUGCCGCCGCGCCAAGGUGCGCGUCAUCAUGGUCACGGGCGACCACCCCAUCACCGCCAAGGCCAUCGCUCUCAAGGUGGGCAUCAUGGACCAGGCGAAGGUGGACGAUGGCACUGCAUGUGUGGUGACGGGAGAUGACAUUCGCCAGUGGGGCGACCUCACUCCCCACGAUGAGCAGCUCAAGUGGGACGAGGCUCUCUCACACGAGCAGUUGGUGUUUGCGCGUGUGUCCCCGGCGCACAAGCUGCUGAUAGUGGAGCACUGUCAGCGGCGGGGGGAGAUUGUUGCCGUCACGGGGGACGGGGUCAACGACGCUCCCGCACUCAAGAAGGGCGACAUUGGCAUCGCCAUGGGCAUUGCCGGCAAGGACGUGUCAAAGGAGGCGGCGGACAUGAUCCUCAUGGACGACAACUUUGCGUCCAUAGUGAACGGAGUGGAGGAGGGGCGGCUCAUCUUUGACAACCUGAAGAAGACCAUCUGCUACGCGCUCACCGUCAACAUCCCUGAGCUCGUGCCCUACCUCGUCAACGUGCUGGGCGGCGUGCCGCUGGCGCUCUCCACCGUGCUCAUGCUUGCUAUCUGCCUUGGGACUGACAUGCUGCCGGCUAUCUCGCUGGCUUAUGAGGAGAAGGAGUCGGACAUAAUGGAGCGGCCGCCACGCAACGCGCGCAAGGACCACCUGGUGAGCUGGAAGCUCAUCAGCCACGCGUACCUGCAGAUCGGCGUCGUGCAGACGCUUGCCGGCUUCCUCGCCUACCUCGCUGUCUUCAACGACUAUGGCUACCCGCCCCACGUGCUGCCAUCCAUAGGCUCAGACUUCGCCACCUCCUCCAUCAUCUGCUCGCUCAACAGCGACCUCGAGCCCGACCGCUGCGGGUACGGCUGUGCCUCCCCAGACUACACAGCCAUCCCCACGCCCGCCAACUCGCCCUCCUCUGUCGCCUACUGCCUCUACGGCUGCCCGGCGCCUGCGCCUGGGACUGUCGUGGCGGACCCCUUCAGUGAAUUCAGCCUGGGUGGGUUCCGUGGGCAGCAGUACUGCAACCUCACGUGCUACUCGCCGGCUUCACAGUUUGUGGGAGGGACUAUUCCCUCGCAGUGCGCUUCUGCUGAUACCACCCUGUAUGGCUUCCCCAACCGAAAGUCCCUGGACCCACCGGCUGGGCCAGCGGGCGGGAUAUACUGGUGGGGGGGACGGUCCAUGUCCCAGGCAAACCCCGAGUACCAGAGGCAGGUGCUGCUGUAUGCGCAGUCGGCCUACUUUGUUGCCAUCAUCGUCACCCAGUGGGCCAACCUCAUCGUCUGCAAGACCCGCCGCCUCUCCGUCUUCCAACAGGGCAUGUGGAACUGGGUGCUCAACUUCUCGCUGCUGUUUGAAACGGGCAUAGCAGCGGCGCUGCUGUAUGUGCCGUUCCUGCAGGAGGUGUUUUCAGUGCGCCCCAUCAGCAUCGUCUACUGGUUCAUCGGCAUCCCCUUUGCCCUCACCAUCCUCUUCCUCGGGGAGAUUCGCAAGCUCUUCAUCCGCAGGUUCCCAGGUGGAUGGAUGGACCGCUGGACCGCCUGGUAG
Closterium sp. NIES-65 is the source of this 3639-nucleotide messenger RNA. The record is from the annotation of a GenBank genome assembly. Lineage: Eukaryota; Viridiplantae; Streptophyta; Zygnematophyceae; Desmidiales; Closteriaceae.